AUGGAGGCAAUAACUGAACGAAUAUUCACAGAAACUUCACUAGAUUCAGCUUCAAACGAUGACCCUUCGUUAUUAACCAUAAUAUUAGACGUCUCACCGAUUGGUUGGUACAAUCUACGAAAUCAAGUCACCUUACGAGACGUUACAAAAUCAUUGCUAGUAUUUUUAAACAGUCAUCUAUCAAUAAAUAAUUCAAAUCAAGUUGCAUUCAUUGCAAGUUCACCAUAUCGUUCUAAAUUCCUAUACCCCAAUCCCAAUGCUACUAGCAAAAGCUCAAAUAUUUCCAAAGGAAUGUACAGACAAUUCAAGAAUGUUGACGACGUUGUUUUAAGUGAAUUGAAUAAGUUCAUUGAAAUCACUAGUAAAAAAUUGCAGGAUGAUUCAAAAGGCAAAAAACACCUUUCCUCCACAAUUACUGGCGCAAUAAGUUUGGCUUUGACAUAUACAAAUAGAAUGCUAACGCUAGAUCAAAGUAUUAGUACAACAACAGCCUCAGCGAUAACGACAUCAUCUACAUUAAAUCCUACAAAUCAAAUAAAUUCUUCAUCAUCAACAACAGCUCAAUCUACAGCUUCAAUGAAGUCCCGCGUAUUGAUAGUGUCUGCAAAUGAUAAUGAUGAUUCAUUAAACUAUAUUCCUUUAAUGAAUUGUAUAUUCACCGCACAGAAGUUAAAAGUAUCAAUAGAUAUCUUGAAAUUGGGUAACAAAGAUUCAUCAUAUUUACAGCAAGCAAGUGAUGCAACAAAUGGAAUAUACUUAAAGAUUAUUGACCCAAAUGGUAUAAUACAAAUAUUGUCUACAGCGUUUUUCAUAGAACCUAAUUUAAGACCAUACGUAAUAUUGCCAACAGAUACGCAAGUUAAUUACAAAGCAAGUUGUUUCUUAACCAAAAAACCAGUUGAUUUAGGUUAUGUCUGUUCAAUUUGUUUAUGUAUUAUGAGCUAUAUACCGUCGGAAAAUAAAUGUCCAGCUUGUUCAAGUGAAUUUGACUCUAAAAUUGUUCAACAAUUGACCAAAGAUCCUCAAAUCAUAAUAAAUAAGAAAAAAAGGAAACUUGAUAAUUCUGUUAAAGAAGUUGGUUAG
This is a messenger RNA of Lodderomyces pseudojiufengensis, 1083 nucleotides long. Its product is annotated as TFIIH/NER complex subunit. Gene Ontology annotation, cellular component: transcription factor TFIIH core complex; transcription factor TFIIH holo complex. The transcript has a single exon. Bases 1 to 1083 code for a protein of 360 amino acids. NCBI's taxonomy places the organism in Eukaryota, Fungi, Ascomycota, Pichiomycetes, Serinales, Debaryomycetaceae. Gene Ontology annotation, biological process: regulation of DNA-templated transcription; nucleotide-excision repair. The record is from RefSeq and is a predicted model, not a curated record.